Notothenia coriiceps (black rockcod) is the source of this 1211-nucleotide messenger RNA. Its product is annotated as amine sulfotransferase-like. The coding region runs from base 1 to 591 and encodes 196 amino acids. The record is from RefSeq and is a predicted model, not a curated record. Gene Ontology annotation, molecular function: sulfotransferase activity. NCBI's taxonomy places the organism in Eukaryota, Metazoa, Chordata, Actinopteri, Perciformes, Nototheniidae. The transcript is spliced from 4 exons.
AUGUCCGCCAGGGGUGAUGGCCCUCCGAAAGAUGACCUGGGCGUACUGUCAGAUAGUGGGCCCCAGAACGAAGGCUCCGAAGACCCUCGCUCAGCGUGGAUGCAGCAGAUACUUGUCAAGAUCAUGGAUGCUGCACAUCCCGACAUGGAGGAAGAGGCAGACAACAGGGCGCGAGUUCCCUUUCUGGAGGCCAACACGUUAGAUGACUUUCGUCGAGAGAGGCCAGAUCCCCGUCUUUAUGCCACACACCUUCCCCCUGACAUGUUGCCUACUGGAUUGAAGGCCAAAAGAGUCAAGGACCUCAGAGGGGAAGUUGUGAAGGUUUGUGAUUUUCUGGGAAAAGAUUUGACUGAUGAAGCCAUCGAUCAUGUUGUGGAGAUGUCCACGUUCAAAAACAUGAAGACAAACCCCAAAGCUAACUACAAGGACUUGGUUGAAAAACAACGCUACAGCAGCCCAACCAUGCGCAAAGGUGUGGCAGGCGACUGGAAGAACUUCUUCACAGUGGCUCAGAAUGAGUAUUUUGACAUAGUGUUCGAAGAGAAGAUGAGCGACCUUCCUCUGAGCUUCACCUGGGAGAUCAAACAGUAGCUCCAUUAUCAUUCAAAAAUGGCUCUUACAUGGGGGGGUUUAAAAGAAAAAAAGUCCAGUGUUAUUCUAUAUUCUGUUGCCAACAAUAUGUUUAUCUUUUCGCAGUUACGUAAUCAUCAAAUAGUUGUGAAACAUUUCACCCUAAACAACAAAUAUAAAAUACAUUUGGAUUAUAUAUUUACAUAUUUGAUUCUACAUCCCUGGAUUGACACAUGGGUAAAAACAUUUCCUAGAUUACGAAGAGAUUAUUAUUAUUAUACAGAGAUGAGGAAACAUUUUAGGGUACAAUAAUAUUGUUUACAAAGUCAAUCAACCAUGGAUCGUAUGUUGGAGCAAUUUUAUUCUAUCAAUAAAUAAAAAUGAGAAGAUAAAUGUACAAAACGUCAGGAUUCAGCUAGAUCAAUUAUACAGGGAUAUUUUACAUUUAGUUGGCAAUCAAAACAUAAUUACAAAUAUGACAUACUUGUAGCACCAUUGAGUAAUAUUUGUGUUAGUUGUUAGUAAUAGAAAGACUAAUUUACAUAAACUGUUGGCAUUAAAGAUCCCCUAUGAUACUGUUCUUCAUCAAUAUAUUAUAGGUCUCAGGUACAAAACAUGUCUCUGAAGUGUUUGGCUCCAAA